Molecule: messenger RNA, 4399 nt
Organism: Marchantia polymorpha subsp. ruderalis
Lineage: Eukaryota; Viridiplantae; Streptophyta; Marchantiopsida; Marchantiales; Marchantiaceae
Source: the annotation of a GenBank genome assembly
CGACGUGGGGGACUGGGGGACGGGACCCGGCCCGCGGUACGACGUCUCAUGUACGGCGGGCGGGGCGGGGCGGGGCGGGAAGGGCCGUGACGGCCGUGACGACACGCUUUCCCGGUGAGUCUGUGCGCCCGACCUUCCGGCCGCUGGAUCGCGGGCUCGUACGAGCUCGCUGCCGAUUAUGCCGAUUAUGCCAUUAAUGUGCGAUUUGCAUAAUUCGCUCGCACGGCUGCACUCGCGGUGCCUGCCUCUUGGCGUCGCCGACCUGCAAUUGAGAGGAUUCCAGGGAGUCCUUUCAUGGCGUGCAUCGAUGGAUAGAGGUCCGGCAGAAUCUUCAGUUUCCCGUCUACGACUCUGACGCUGUCAAUCGGCGGGUGAGCUUCGGAACCAUUGUCAUUCCAUCGGGUCCGGACUUGCUGAGAUGGAUUCAUGAAUGCUCAUGCAAGACACGAGACGUAUAAUCCUGGAGCAAACCUGGCCCUGACUUUUCCCCAUCGCUCACGGCAUGUAAUUCUGACAAUUGGAAACUCUACUCUGCGGCCUGCACCGGCAGCAACUUCUUUGCCAUCGUCGAGUCCACAAGUCCUGUACGCAGGAGGGCGAGCAUUACGUAUGGACUUUAUAUAAGUACCCUCCAGGUGGAGCCAUACCCGUACCAUGAGAACAUGCUCAAAUGAUCCAGAUUCUCGUCGGGUACUCAUAGUAAUAAGGCCGUGCGCUCGUUGUGGACGGUUUUCCAACUUUUGCUUGUUUAAGUGAUUGCGCUGGCCCGAGUAGAAGCGGAGCCAGGAUCAGAAUCCUGCAUGUACGCAGCAUCUCUUGAUCGAUGAGCAGCUCGUGAAUAACGACCGUCUUUUCAGAACUCUAUCCCUUCGUCUCGAGCAGGUGACAGCGUCAUGCAAAUCUCUUUCGCCCACAUCAGAAACCUGCAGUAGCUUCUCGGUGCCUAUAGUUCAUGUACAACUUGGUCCUUAUGACUCAGAGAGAAAGAGAGACGCUGAUUUCCAUAUAUUCUUCUGUGAACGCCCUGUGUUAUUGACAUGUAUGAAUAGGAUCUGACGAUGCACGUAUACUUGUUUCCAUAGCUACCGAGCUCAUGUUAACCAGAGUUGCACGACGAUGUUUUCCAGUGACAAAUAUAAACUGAUUCAGAGUCAACCACCAGCUUGGCCCCUUGCUUGCUUGAUCACAUAACAUGGUCUCCGAACUUGAAGGUCACGUAAAACUUAUACUCGACACUUCGUUCUCCCGAGGCUUGGACUCUAGGAGGACGGGACGCCCAUCAGGAAAUGGUGAAAUUCCAGAAACAGCUCGCGGGACAAAUUGUGUCGGAAUGGAAAGAAGGAUACUGUGACUAUAAGCAGCUGAAGAGGGAUGUGAAGCGAAUCAAAGAACAUGUGGACGUCGGAAAGCCCGUGGGCGAGGUGGAUGUACAGAAAUAUAUCGGCAGUCCUUUGGUAGCAUUCUCCGACAGGCUCGUCCAUCAGUCUCGCUUCCUGUGGGACAGAGUGGAGAACAUUACGUGUGUGUGUCUAAGGAGCUAGAUAUUGAGCAAGGGGCAAAUGAUGUCACUGACUUCCUUCAGCGGGCAAGGUUCAUUUUCGUGGACUCCGAUGCCCUGGUAGCGAGGAGGAUCUCUGCGACACAGAACUCUACGAGACCGAGCUGUUAGACUCGUCACUUAUACCGAUGGAGCUUGCCUUGGAAUUCUUCCGAAGACUGGAUGCAGAAUUGAACAGAGUAAAUAGGUUCUACAAGCUGAAAGAGGAAGAAUACACUCUUCGAGCGCAUACUCUGCAGCUUCAGAUGGCCACACUUCUUGAGUUGCGAAAAGCUCUUGCCCGCGAUGGCGGCAAGAGUCCUGGUACUGGAGUCUGCGUAUCCGAUGCGAAAGACGAGAACAAAUCAGAAGCAAUACUCGAUGUUUGGAGCAUACCGCCCGGACAGGAAGGUGCAAUCAGCAAAAAGCAAGUGCAGCACGCCGAAAAGCUCUUGCGCACUGCGUUUGCUGACUUCUACCGUGGGCUAGGUCUUCUGAAAAGCUACAGUUCUAUAAACAUCAUGGCCUUCUCGAAGAUUUUGAAAAAGUUCGAUAAGGUUACAGGAUGGAGUGUGUCAGCAACAUAUUUGAGAGCGGUAGAAACCUCGUACUUUGCGAGUUCAGAGAAGGUGGUCAAGUUAAUGGACAGGGUCGAGAACAUUUUCACGCUGCACCUUGCGAAGAGAAAUCAUCGUGAAGCUAUGAUUUAUUUGAGACCCUUGCAAGACUCUUCGAGCAACUUCCUCUCGUUUUUCCUAGGCAUAUUUACAGGAUGUUCAGUGGCGUUACUUAGCAUACUCGUUUUGAAGGGCAUCAUUCCCUUGAGAUGGGAGUCUGGUGUCAAUACACAUGGAGAGCAUAUGAGAGCCCUUAUUUCAGUAUCCAGUACUGUGGGGUUGGUUCUCCUACAUUUGUACAUGUAUGGUUGGAAUGUAUAUCUUUGGCGUGGAGCUCGCGUCAACUAUGCUCUCAUUUUUGAGUGGGCGCCAGGAACAGAGCUUCAGUACCAGCAGGUGCUGCUUUUGAGCACUGGACUCACCUCCUUGUGGAUGUUGGCUCUGAUCGUGGUGAAGUUGUACCCAACUCUACCGUACAGUGACCUGGUUCCUUUUCUCAUGUUCCUGGUCAUUCUUGUUAUUCUUUUCCUUCCACUUGACUUUUGCUACCGAUCGACAAGGGUGGUAUUUCUUCGUUGUAUGAUACAAAUAAUGAGCGCCCCGUUUCAUAAGGUCGUUUUGGCGGAUAUCUUCUUAGCAGAUCAGCUCUGUAGCCAGGUGACCGCAAUGAGAAACAUUCAGUUCUUAAUAUGCUAUUACUUCGAAGGCUACUUUGAUUUGCAAGACAAGAGAGCUUGUACCUCCCAGUGUCCGACAUUUCGAAACCUUCAAUAUGUAGUAGCUAUGCUUCCUUCAUGGUGGAGGCUCAUGCAGUGUGCAAGAAGAUGGAUGGACGACGGUGAGGUUCAGCAAGUGCUCAAUGGUGGCAAGUAUCUAUCGGCACUGAUCGCCGCUGUAGUUAGGGUGGCUUACGUCCAAAGUGAAACUGGAGGUUGGCUAAUCGUUUACGUUGCAUGCUCGUUAGUUUCAUCUCUGUUUGGUGUGUACUGGGACACCGUGCGCGAUUGGGGUCUUCUGCAGGCCAAGUCAGCCAAUCCCUGGUUGCGAGACCAUCUCCUCUUGAAGCAUAGGGGUGUGUACUACAUCUCGAUGGUAACAAAUAUCGUUCUAAGAAUGGCCUGGUUGUUCGCUGUGGUCGUGGAAGAAACCUCGGACCUUGACCGCAACACAGUAGAUCUUGUUCUGGCUACCUUGGAGGUGAUACGACGCGGACACUGGAACUUCUACAGAUUGGAGUAUCAGCACCUGCACAAUUUUGGCGACUUUACGGCCUUGAAACAGAUGGCCCUGCCGUUUCAGGACUCGAGUAUACAGGCAUGUAGAUGAGAGAAACUAAAUGUCACGCUUCAAGCAUCGAGGUUGUGUGGCCUAUGCUUUAGGAUGCCACAACUUUCAAACUUUGGACAAGGUAUUGCCACUAAAAGUACUUUCAUGUUUCACGUGUUGAGGUGCUCCAUCGACGGUCUUUACGAUACUUCCCCGGCAGUAGAAAAACACGCGACGGAUGACAAAAAAGAGAAGAACGGCCGUGCACAUCGAUUCCGAGCGCUCUCAUUGGGAAAUAGGCAAUAGAAGAGUAUACCUGCGUUCUGAUCUCAGGUUCCUCGCACGUGUCAGCACUGGCAUGUUUACUGAGACAGAGUCAUCAGAACCAAACGGCUGACAUGAAUGAUUUUAGAGGCAUUUUCCUUUAACAGGCCUCAUGUAGACAGAAUGUAGUAUGAAUACAACACGGACCAGUUCGCAGAGCCACGACGUUCGGUCAGAGAGCCAGGUGAAAAAACCCUUCGAGGAAUUUUGAGUUCGAAAGAGGUGGCACGGCUGGAACCGCUCGAGGAACGAAGACCCCGCGUUUGAUGAUAAAACCCCGUGUGAGAGCUCCCGGCGCUUCGACAAUUUGUGCGGUUGCUUAGCUCACAUAUGAGGCGCAGUCUAAGGUUUCCGUGGACUCAUAACGUGAUUUAGGUGUAAUUGGAACCCAUCCUAAAUCCCUUUGAGGAGCUCAACUGAUACCAUAUGAGUUAAUAAAACUAGCCAGAGAUGUACGACACAUUGUGAUAUCUCUGCUCCGGGCAACUCUGCUUCAGCUGUCUGUUCUCGGAUCUGCUCUCGUCUGUGAACCCUACGAAACCUUCACCUCUUUUCAUCCUUUAAUGUUACAAAAGACUUCAGUAAACUCGGUGAAAUUAUGUCUGAAAGACCUCCUUUGUCCGACAGCGACAUUGCCUUUUCCUUCACGGUACUU